AAGCACCUGGCCCUCGCUCCCGUACCAAGAUGGCGGCAGAAGCAGCUGGUGGGAAAUACAGGAGCACAGUCAGCAAAAGCAAAGACCCCUCGGGGCUGCUCAUCUCGGUGAUCAGGACUCUGUCUACCAGCGAUGAUGUUGAAGACAGAGAAAAUGAGAAAGGUCGCCUUGAAGAAGCCUAUGAGAAGUGUGACCGUGACCUGGAUGAAUUGAUUGUUCAACACUACACAGAAUUGACAACAGCCAUUCGCACUUACCAGAGCAUCACAGAGCGCAUCACUAACUCGCGGAAUAAAAUCAAGCAGGUAAAAGAGAAUCUACUUUCCUGCAAGAUGCUGUUGCACUGCAAACGGGAUGAGCUUCGUAAACUAUGGAUUGAAGGAAUUGAACAUAAGCAUGUCCUGAACCUGCUGGAUGAAAUUGAGAACAUAAAGCAAGUGCCUCAAAAACUGGAACAGUGCAUGGCCAGCAAGCACUACCUUAGUGCCACUGACAUGCUGGUGUCAGCAGUGGAGUCUUUGGAGGGCCCACUGCUCCAGGUGGAGGGACUCAGUGACCUCAGGCUGGAACUUCACAGCAAGAAGAUGAACCUGCACUUGGUUCUCAUAGAGGAACUGCACCGGCACCUGUACAUCAAAUCCACUAGCCGAGUUGUGCAGCGUAACAAAGAAAAAGGGAAGAUGAGUUCUCAUGGCAAAGAUGCCUCUCCUGGUCCUCUGAUUGAUGUUACAAACAUCUCUACUCCACGCAAAUUCCUUGAUGCCACUCAAUAUUCUACUGCUGGCAGCUCAAGUGUGAGAGAGAUGAACCUGCAAGACAUCAAGGAGGACUUGGAGUGUGAUCCAGAGGAGAACAGCACUCUUUUCAUGGGAAUUCUUAUCCAGGGGCUGGCCAGACUGAAGAAGAUCCCUGAGACAGUUAAAGCCAUUAAAGAACGUUUGGAGCAGGAGCUAAAGCAGAUUGUGAAGAGGUCAACCACUCAGGUGGCAGACAGUGGCUAUCAGAGGGGAGAGAGCCUCACUGUGGACAAUCAGCCAAGGUUACUUCUAGAACUGCUGGAGGUAUUGUUUGACAAGUUUAAUGCUGUAGCCACUGCACACUCUGUGGUCCUGGGGUACCUGCAGGACUCUGUUGGGACCCAGUCAAUGCAGCAGGAAGAGAUUAAAUUAUAUGAUAUGGCAGAUGUAUGGGUGAAGAUCCAAGAUGUGCUGCAGAUGCUGUUGACUGAGUACUUGGAUAUGAAGAACACACGUACUGCAUCAGAGCCAUCAGCUCAACUAAGCUAUGCCAGUACUGGACGAGAGUUCGCAGCCUUUUUUGCCAAGAAGAAACCACAAAGGCCAAAGAAUUCACUUUUCAAGUUCGAAUCAUCCUCUCAUGCUAUCAGCAUGAGCGCCUAUCUGCGAGAACAGAGAAGGGAACUCUAUAGUCGGAGUGGAGAACUGCAAGGGGGUCCUGAUGACAACUUAAUUGAAGGUGGAGGAACAAAAUUUGUCUGCAAACCUGGAGCCAGAAAUAUUACUGUCAUAUUCCAUCCAUUACUGAGAUUUAUUCAGGAGAUUGAACAUGCCAUGGGACUUGGCCCUGCCAAACAGUGUCCCCUUCGAGAGUUUCUCACCAUGUACAUCAAAAACAUCUUCCUUAAUCAGGUCUUGGCUGAGAUCAACAAGGAGAUUGAAGGAGUCACCAAAACAGCAGACCCCUUGAAGAUCCUAGCUAAUGCAGACACCAUGAAGGUUCUUGGGGUGCAGAGGCCUCUCCUACAGAGCACAAUCAUUGUGGAGAAGACUGUGCAAGACCUCAUGAACCUGAUGCAUGACUUGAGUGCGUAUUCAGAUCAGUUCCUCAACAUGGUGUGUGUGAAGCUCCAGGAGUACAAGGACACCUGCUCCUCAGCCUACAGGGGCAUUGUCCAGUCAGAAGAGAAACUUGUCAUUAGUGCAUCGUGGGCGAAAGAUGACGACAUCAGCAGGCUCUUGAAGUCACUGCCAAACUGGACUAACAUGGCUCAGCCCAAACAGUUGAGGCCCAAGAGGGAAGAAGAAGAAGACUUCAUAAGGGCAGCCUUUGGCAAGGAAUCUGAAGUUCUAAUUGGGAACCUUGGUGACAAACUUAUUCCUCCACAAGACAUUCUCCGUGAUGUUAGUGACCUCAAAGCCUUGGCCAACAUGCACGAAAGCCUGGAAUGGCUGGCCGGCAGAACAAAGUCAGCUUUCGCCAACCUCUCCACAUCUCAGAUGCUGUCUCCUGCUCAAGAGAGCCAUGUGAACAUGGACCUUCCACCAGUAUCUGAGCAGAUCAUGCAGACACUGAGUGAACUUGCCAAGUCCUUCCAGGAUAUGGCUGACCGCUGCCUGCUUGUCUUACAUCUGGAAGUGAGAGUUCAUUGUUUCCACUAUCUCAUCCCUCUGGCCAAGGAGGGGAACUAUGCCAUUGUUGCCAAUGUGGAAAGUAUGGAUUAUGACCCUCUGGUGGUCAAGCUCAACAAAGACAUCAGUGCCAUGGAAGAGGCCAUGAGCUCCAGCCUUCAGCAGCACAAGUUCCAGUAUAUCUUUGAAGGUCUGGGACACCUCAUCUCCUGCAUCCUCAUUAAUGGGGCCCAGUACUUCCGGCGCAUCAGUGAGUCUGGCAUCAAGAAAAUGUGUAGGAACAUUUUUGUUCUUCAGCAGAAUUUGACCAACAUCACUAUGUCACGGGAAGCAGACUUGGACUUUGCAAGGCAGUACUACGAGAUGCUGUACAACACAGCAGAUGAGCUCCUGAACCUGGUGGUGGACCAGGGCGUGAAGUACACAGAGCUGGAGUACAUCCAUGCCCUGACCCUGCUGCACCGCAGCCAGACCGGCGUCGGGGACCAGACCGUCCAGAACACCAGGCUGCAGAGGCUCAAGGAGAUCAUCUGUGAGCAGGCUGCCAUCAAGCAAGCCACCAAGGAUAAGAAAAUAACCACCGUCUGAUGGUGUUCCCUGUUGCGGGUGUGGGUGGGGCUCGCUGUGUGUGCAGCCACAGGCUCUAUCCACCCAGCAUAGCGUGAGCUGACUUGGUUUUGUCUACACUGAUGCUUAGUGGAUGAAGGUGGAUUACUUCCUCCUUAGUUUUGCUUUUCUAUAUGAACUCUAAGGAAGUUUGCAGUACAGAAUGCUUUGCCUAGUGACUACUUUAGUGCUGUCUAUUCCCAAGGGCUGAGGGUGGAAUCAGACGGAGGGCAUGCCAAGUUGCUGCACCCCGAGAAAGCAAUGAAGGAAAGCUAGCUGCUACCUGAGUUUCUGGACCAUCCUGAAACUGCUUAGUAAGGUCUAUGGCAUAAGCAGGGGGCUUUUUAUUCUCUUAUCUUUGUCAGUUUGUAGUUCAGUGAGGUGAGUGUGUGCACAUUACUUUGUCUCCAUUGCCAAAAUCAAAUUAAGAGGCUUCUCAGCUGGCUUCCCUACCAAAAACAGAUCUCCUCAAGGCUGGGGAGGAAGCCCUUUCUCCCUGACCAGGGAUGGACAGUACUCUAGAGCUUGUACACAGGGUGCUAGUUGGUUUUAUAACCUUUUUGUUUUAUUCCUUCUGCAUUAAAGCCAAGAGUCAGGGCUGGAGGGGUGGCUUAGCAAUUAGGAGCACUUGGCUGCCCUUCCAGAGGACCAGAGUUCAGUUCUCAGCCCCUGCCCAUGGAGGCUCACAACCAUCUGUAACUUCAGUUCCCCCUGACCUGAAGCCCUUUCCUGACUCAGCAAGUACCAUGUGUAUGUGGUGCACAAACACGCAUGCAGGCCAGAAUACUCAACACAUAAAGUAGGAAAAACAUCAAGUCAAAACUUAUGCUGAAAGUGGAAGGGUGAAAGGUGAUCCACCCUCCCCUGACUUGACCCUAUAAAUACAUUAAUAAUAGCUGGAGAGCUUCCUACCUCUCACUUCACAGAGGGUAAAUUUGAGGGGCAUCCUGAUGUUCCCGUGCACACCAUGUUAGUAACUUGUCUUGUUGCUGUGACAAAAGUUCCCCAGGAAAGGAAGGUUUCUGGCUAACAGUAAGGGUAAACCCGUCAUAACCAGGAGGCCGUGGCAGCCAGAGCUCACAGUUGCUCACACUGCCUCUGCGUUCAGGAAACAGUAGCGGAUGCUUGUGUUCGGUGGCUUUCUCCUUUUGAUGGAGUCCAGGACCCCAGAAUGGUUCCCCCACAUUCCGAGUGGGACUGCUCACCUCAGUUAAUCUGAUUUAAAUUCGCAGACAAGUCCUAGUUGGUCGCUGUUGCUGUGAUAAACCACGAGCCAAAACCAACACACACACACACACACCAGCUACACAGACACACAAAAAUAAAAGGUUUCAAAGAAUUUGACAAUGAAAAAGUAAAGCAAUUAUCAUUACAAUAAACAUUGAAUCUACUUAAAAAUUCAGAGAGGAAUAUAGCAAUACAAGUAUUUAAUAUUAAGCAAUAGAGUUCAGGCCUGCUCAACUGAAAGCAAGGAAGACAGGACAUUUUUUUUGUGUCGCUACCAAUGAAGACUUUGAAAUUUUUGUUUGUUUGUUUGUUUGUUUGUUUGUUUGUUUGAGACAGAGUUUCUCUGUGUGGCUCUGACUGUCCUGAACUUGCCCUGUAGACCAGGUUGGCCUCGAACUCAGAGAUCUGUCUGGGAUGGAAGGUAUAUGCCACCACCCCCGGCUGCAAAGCCUCUUGUUGAAUUGCCCUUUUCUAAUAUGGUACCUGCAAUGUUUGCGGCAGUAUGGAUCUUGCCACUGCCCCGGGUCCCCACAUCAUCCUGCUGCUCAAGGGUCACAAGUCACAGGAGGCAUGAGUGCAAAGACAAGGAAGCCUCUGGAACAUACAUGGGAAGAAGAGACAGAAAGGCUGGUGCCAUUCAAAGUCUCUUAGGCCCCGUGGGAGGGAAUCUUCACACCUGCUUGUAACAGCUUUGGUCUGGAUGGGAAUAAGCAAAAAUUAAAAACUGUUUUGAGAA
Molecule: messenger RNA, 4938 nt
Organism: Microtus oregoni (creeping vole)
Lineage: Eukaryota; Metazoa; Chordata; Mammalia; Rodentia; Cricetidae
Gene: Exoc4
Product: exocyst complex component 4
Exons: 18
Coding region: 30-2957 (975 amino acids)
Biological process (GO): exocytosis; Golgi to plasma membrane transport; chemical synaptic transmission
Cellular component (GO): growth cone membrane; exocyst; synapse
Source: RefSeq, a predicted model, not a curated record